Molecule: messenger RNA, 1443 nt
Organism: Colletotrichum costaricense
Lineage: Eukaryota; Fungi; Ascomycota; Sordariomycetes; Glomerellales; Glomerellaceae
Product: glycoside hydrolase family 76
Exons: 3
Coding region: 1-1443 (480 amino acids)
Biological process (GO): fungal-type cell wall biogenesis; carbohydrate catabolic process
Molecular function (GO): mannan endo-1,6-alpha-mannosidase activity
Source: RefSeq, a predicted model, not a curated record
AUGACUCCGUCCUAUGCGUCCGCGUUCGCGGGUGCCCUUCUCCUCCUUGGCAGACUCCCUGGCUCGGCCGCCGAAUUCAAGACCAGCUCUCGCGAUGAGAUUGUCGCAUCUUCCAACAAGCUUGCCAAAGACUUAUUCACCGUCUACGAGGGCGAUCAGCCUGGCAAAAUCCCCGGCAUUCUCCCGGGGCCUCCCACCCCGAGCUCGGGCGGCUACUACUGGUAUCACGGCGCCAGCUUCUUUCAGACCUACGUCGACUACCAGCACCUGACCGGCGACGACUCCUUCCAAGACAGCAUCGUGAAGGCCUUAGCCUUCCAACUAGGCCCCGAUGCCAACUAUAUGCCUCCUAACUGGACCGCCUCAAUGGGGAAUGACGACCAGUGUUUCUGGGGCACGGCUGCGCUACAGGCUGCGGAGUACCAAUUGCCGAGCGCGGAUGGCAAGCCCUCAUGGAUCGAGGUGGCCAAGAACGUUUGGGCGAAUCAGGCUUCGCCGGACCGAUACGACGAGACGUGCGGGGGCGGGCUGCGUUGGCAGAUUAUCAUGUCGAAUGCUGGGUAUAACUACAAGAAUACCAUGUCAAACGCGUGUUUCCUCAACAUGGGCGCCCGUCUCGCGAGGUAUACUGGCAACACGAGCUAUGCGGAACACGCUGUGAAGGCGUGGGACUGGCUCGAAAGCGUUGGCUUCAUUAACACCACAACUUGGGAGGUAUACGACGGAGCCAACGUGGACGACAACUGUACCAGCCCUGCGAAGUACCAGUGGUCUCAGAACGCGGCUAUUCUUACAGAGAGUGCCGCGUUCAUGUACAACUUCACGAAUGGCUCCGAUGUUUGGCAUGACCGCGCCAAAAAGCUUGCCGAGGCCAGCAUCAAGACAUUCUUCCCUAAGGGCAUCGCCUAUGAAGCCGCCUGCGAAGGUACUAAGGGCAGCUGUCCGACCGACGCCAUGUUCAUGAAGGGCUAUGUCCAUCGAUGGCUCUCUGUCGCCACCCAGGUGGCCCCUUUCCUCUCAGGAAACGUGCUCACCGUCUUGAGGUCGUCGGCUCAGGCUGCAGCAAAGCAGUGUCAGGAUAACUCCAAGGGCAUGACGACCUGUGGUUUCUACUGGAGCGACGCCGAGCUCACCGACCCGCAGACUGUAGAUAACAGAACGGGGGGCAUCACUGGCGUCGGUGAAGGAACGAGCGUGCUGGGUGCGAUUUCGGGUCUGCUCAUCGGCGACGCCAAAGCGCCCGUGACUAAUUGGAUUGAGGGCAGUGGGGGCGCUUCCAUGCCUGAACCCACUACUAGCACUGGGUCUGGAGGCACUCCCGGUGGAACGGGCGGCUCGCCGUCGCCGACGGAGUCGGAUUCACUGGCUGGGCAUUUUGGCACUGACGUUCGUAUGUUGUUGUUUCCUGCUGUGCUUGGAGCUUGUCUCCUGGCUCUUUACUGA